Molecule: messenger RNA, 2839 nt
Organism: Strongylocentrotus purpuratus (purple sea urchin)
Lineage: Eukaryota; Metazoa; Echinodermata; Echinoidea; Camarodonta; Strongylocentrotidae
Product: tripartite motif-containing protein 45-like
Exons: 2
Coding region: 368-2257 (629 amino acids)
Biological process (GO): positive regulation of DNA-templated transcription
Cellular component (GO): chromatin; nucleoplasm
Molecular function (GO): zinc ion binding; ubiquitin-protein transferase activity
Source: RefSeq, a predicted model, not a curated record
UGCACUGUAUAUAUUCACAGUAGAUCUACUAAAGUGUGAUUUCACUAGUAUAACCUUAUUUGUAUUCACGUACACAUUUGAAUAGAGAAUUAAUACUUUUGAUCAAAGUUAGGCGCACCUCUUUCGUCACAUAUUUUAAUCAACGUGAGAACUGGGUACAGUACUGCAUGCAGUUAGGACGCACUUGUUGCGUAGAGUCGAGUGUUGUUAAAGUCUAGGCCUACUACGUUACUGCAUAUUAUUAGAGCUUGCAUGAACUGAGUAUUGGCUUCUAGUACACGUCAGCUGAUCAGACUUUUGAGCUUUAUUGGAUAAGCGUAGAAUGAGCUCGUGUUUGUAAUAAGUCAGAACUCUAAUAUUUGUAACAAUGGCUGCGAAAACUGAGGAAGCUCCAAGCUCUUCAGAGAACCUGACGUGUCCACUAUGUCUUGAUAUCUUCGACGAGGCAACCAUCCUGAAUUCAUGCGGACACACCUUUUGUCGGAAAUGUCUCAAGAACUAUGACCUGUCCCAUCAGGAUCUUGAUCACAUGAUAUGUCCUCUCUGCAGGAAGAUCACCAAGUUGUCUGCGAACCGUGUUGAUGAUUUCCUCACCAAUGUGACUGUCAACGGACUUGUAGACAAUUACCACGCCGAGUGUAGAGGGAUGAACGCUGUCCUUGAGAUGAGUCCGAAAUGCACUGCGUGCAUGGUUCAGCAAGAUGCUGUUUCAUUCUGCUGUACAUGUAAUAACUACAUGUGUGAUAAGUGUCUGGAUUGUCAUCAACAUCUUAAAGUCUUCUUUGGAGGUCACGAAAUUGUAUCCAUACAGGAUAUCACCAACGGGAAGGUCAGCAUUGGUCAUCUUUCUGAGAAGUGCUGCAUCCACAAACAAGAGAACAAAGAUAUGUUUUGUGAGGACUGUAAGGUCCACGUCUGUUUCAAGUGCGUGAUCGUCGGUCAUCAAAUUCACAAAAUCAAGAAUCAGGCUGACUUCGAGCAGGAGUUACGGCUAAAGGUAAACGACCUUGUCCAGCGAUGCGCCGCUAAGAAGACAGAACUGGAGAAGAACAUUCAGAAUGUUGAAGUACAACGCCAUGAAGUAUACACUGCCGUGCAGAAACUACUGGACGACGUCAGUCGAGCCUACAGCAUCAAGGCUAAAGAGCUCGAAGAAAAUCAUCGAAAUCUCAUCGAGCAGAUGAAUGCAGUAAAGCGGAGUUUCGAUGACGAACUCAACGUCUUGAAAUCCAAGGAUCGACAGAGGAUCAAGGGUAUUUGUAGUUCAAUAACACUGGUAUCUAAUGACAGACUGUGUCGUCUUGAGACGGACAGUCUGUCUGCUCAUACCUUGCUAUGUGAGGAGCUGGAUUCCAUGCUGAAGGAGGCUACUGAUCACAUUUCUGCGGCAGUCAUUACAAAGAAAGCACAGGAGAAGAGGUUCAAGCCUGCAGAUGAUACUCGUCUGGACCUCGGGAGCAUCUCAGAAUCAGAUCCAAAGUUGCAAGUCAUUCAGUAUGUAGAUCUACGGGGACGGAUGUAUGGAAUGACGCAGUAUUCUGAUGACAGUGUAGCUAUUGGAUAUUAUGAUACACAUGGUAUAGAUAUCAUUGAUUCAGCUGGUACAAAGGGGCAGUAUCCAAACAUACCAAGUAACAUGGAGUGUUAUGACGUUGUGUUUCAACAAGACAGGUCGUUAUGCAUAUCGACGGGUAGCAAAGAAGCACAUAUAUAUUCUCCCAAUGGAUCCAGGAAAUCAACCAUCCACGCGAAUAGCAAUGGCAAUUUUCUCAGAUUAAACAGAAGUCCCUCAGGUGAAAUCCUCAUCGCUAACAAUGAGAAGAAAUUCUAUAUCUAUGACCCGACUGGAUCUACUCUCAAACACACUGUUCCAAUAAAACACAAGACGCUCCAGGUAUCUGCUACCAGGUCGGGUUUGAUCGUCACGAGUUCAUGUAUAUACACCUAUCCAGGCGUGGUGACGGUCUGUGACAGGGAUGGGAAUGCUGGUAAGUCUCUACAAGACCCGAGCGGUGUCAACCUGUAUGCUGCCGUGGAUGAGCAGGACAGGGUGUAUGUAGCGAGUGUUUAUCGUAAGAAUGGUCACAUUGUGAUCAGGCUGUAUGACCUUGAUGGUCUGAACCUGAAGGAAAGAGUUGAAUACAAUGUACUUAAUCUGACGCUUGGAGACAAUUGGUGUUACUUGGUUUCCCUCUCUCCAGACAUGCUCGUUUUUGCUUGUCACAAGAAGUUGUAUUUUAUCAAAGUAUCACUGUAAUCCAUCUAACACUCUACAUGUAUAUACCUCUCUGCUCUAGCUCUAUUCUAACAUGGGCCUAUAAUAUGUCAUAUUACAUGUAUAUUGUUUAUUAUGUGAUAACUGACCGAAUGAGAAGAUGCCCAUUCUCUAGAUAGAUUUUGAUUGCCUGUUACAGUGGCCAUUAUACAAUAUAACAAUAACGUCCCUCUAUCGAAAGAGUAUGUAAAUUCGUAAAAUGUACGUAAAUUAUAUGCUUCUUGCACUAUUUGAUUGUUUUCUCUUUGAUAUUUUAUUAUAUAAUUGGUACCGGAAAAUCAAAUAUUGAUAUAGAAUACAGACAAACUGUUGAAGUAUUUUUUUGUUGUGGCUCAUUGUUUUUGCGAUUUUUUCUAAUGGUUGCAAAAUGAAUCUCUUUCGUAUAUUAGUAUUCGUUGUUAUAUUCUUUGAUUGAUAUUUAAUUUGUUUGUGUGUGUGACAAGGCACAUACUGACCAAAUAUUGUAUCUUUAGAGCAAAACGUAUUUUUCAAACGUCUGGUAUCAAUAUUCUCCUAUCCCUUUUCCUUCUGUUUCAUCGUAGCAGAAUUUAAUGCUACUUAAAA